AUGAGUCCGGACAACCCAAACUUUGUGAGUCCAAACAUGGAUUUUGAAGAUGAUCGCUCGAAUGACGAAGCCACAAAGAUACCGGUCCAACCUAGAGUGGGGGGAAAUGAUAAGACACCUGUUGUCCAAAAUCCACAUCAAGUCGAAGAAAACCCUGAGGAAGACGAAGUCGCACUCCCCAGAGAAAGCAGAAAUCGUCGCCCCCCGGAACAAUAUGGAUUAUCCUACACGUUUAACAUAACAAAAGAGGAAAACAUACAAGAACCCAAGUCGUAUAAUGAAGCAAUUCGUUCACCGCAUGCAGAAAACUGGAGAAAAGCUAUGCAAGCAGAGUACGAGUCACUAAUGGACAAUAAUACCUGGACAUUAGUCGAUGAACCAGAAGAUCAACAAGUCUUACCUGGAAAAUGGGUGUAUAAAGUAAAGUAUGGAGCAAACGGCCAAGUCGAUAAGCUCAAGGCAAGAUACGUAGCAAAGGGUCAUGCUCAAAUCGAAGGCCUAGAUUUCUUUGACACAUAUGCUCCAACAUGCAAACCAGAAACUUUUAGAAUUCUAUUAGCAACUGCAGCACGAAAGGACUUAUAUCUUGGUCAGAUGGACGUGAAAUCAGCCUACCUUCAUUCCAAAAUAGAAGAACAAAUUUAUCUGGAGCAGCCAGAGGGGUUUGUCAAGAAAGCAAACUCAGGACAAAAACUUGUGUGCAAAUUGAACAAAGCAAUCUAUGGUCUAAAACAAGCUGCGAAAAACUGGUAUGAAGCUCUGACAAGUCUACUUCUCAAGAAAGGAUUCAAACGAAGCUGCAACGACUGUUGCCUAUUUGUAAGAAAGGAAGAAAAUGGAACAUUUUCCUAUGUGUUAGUCUGGGUAGAUGAUAUAGUAGUGGCUAGAGAGACCGAAGAAGCAAUUAACAAAAUUAAGUCAAUGUUAAAUGAAAAUUUCAAGUUGGAUGAUCGUGGCGACCUAAACUGGUUGUUAGGAAUGCAAAUCCUGUGA
This is a messenger RNA of Paramuricea clavata, 993 nucleotides long. NCBI's taxonomy places the organism in Eukaryota, Metazoa, Cnidaria, Anthozoa, Malacalcyonacea, Plexauridae. The record is from the annotation of a GenBank genome assembly.